Molecule: messenger RNA, 246 nt
Organism: Hyaloperonospora brassicae
Lineage: Eukaryota; Oomycota; Peronosporomycetes; Peronosporales; Peronosporaceae
Source: the annotation of a GenBank genome assembly
AUGACCGCUGCAGCGCCCAAGAAACUGAGCAAGAGUGCCUGUAAGAAAAAGGCGCAGGAGGCUGUUGAAGCCAAGGCUGCCGUGGACGAGGCGAUCGCCAAACUUGCUGGCACCACCUCAAAACUGAAGCAGAUUGACGCGAUCAAAGCGAAGAAGGAGAGUGGCGACGUGCUGAACGACGAUCAGCUGCACAAGCUCGAGACUGAACAGGGUCUGCGAGACAAAGUGGCUCAACUCUCUGCGUAG